Messenger RNA from Ictalurus furcatus (blue catfish), 10005 nucleotides. RefSeq names its product centromere protein F-like. Lineage: Eukaryota; Metazoa; Chordata; Actinopteri; Siluriformes; Ictaluridae. The transcript is spliced from 8 exons. The coding region runs from base 3175 to 4365 and encodes 396 amino acids. The record is from RefSeq and is a predicted model, not a curated record. Gene Ontology annotation, molecular function: RNA polymerase II cis-regulatory region sequence-specific DNA binding; DNA-binding transcription factor activity, RNA polymerase II-specific. Gene Ontology annotation, biological process: regulation of transcription by RNA polymerase II.
UCUUUAAAUAUCCUAAAUAUAAAUAAGCAAAGCAAAAGAAAAUAUUGAGGUGUACUCAUGUAGUUGUACUCAAGUUCACAUGAUGAAAUUAAGAACACAAACAUGCUUGUAAUAAGAAUCAGCAGAAUUUUAAAUAUCAAAUUCUAUCAGACCGACUAAUCGGUAAUAACAUUUGUUGGCAACGAUUUUGAUAAUCGAUUAGAUCGAUUAGUUGUUGCAGCCCUACAGUGAUUUGUGAGUUUUUUCUGUUCCAGGAGAAGGGUACACGAUUAGGAAUAGGUUUGUAUAUAUGAGUGGAUGUGCAGGUCAACAUCUAAUGAUUUGUGUCUAGUCUGCAACAGUAAUCUGUGGUCAGGGAGCUUUGGGGACUAAGAGGUGAGGUAGCAAAGUCACAUCGUCUAAUUUCUGUCCUGGCCACGUGGCUAUAUAGUACGCACUAAUGAAGUCCUCCUAAGAGCACAGUUUCCCUGUCGUCAACAUCUCCAAAGACUAUGUGUCCGUGAUUUCGCAGGCUACUAGAUACCACUUGGUGUCUUGUGUUGUGUAACCACGAGGAACCGGUGUGAGAAUGUGUGUGGGUGUGUAUAUGUAGAUCAUUGGUCCUCCUAGAGGCCUCUUGAUGGAGAAUCACUUUCUAGUCUUCCUGUCAAAGUCCCGUCUUCUCCAGCUCAGUGCUCAGCUCUGGCACUCUCCUACAGCUGGUGUGCAUCCACGAGGCUCUCUGACUGACCUUUACCACAGAGCGAGUGAUGAAAAGGAUCUAGAAUGGCCCAACCACCAUGGGUUGUUCCACCUGGUUCUGCGGAAAACCUUGAUCAUGACUCACUCUCCAGGCUUCAGAUCAUGCAGUAGUGAUCUGGAAUAUGUGACAUUUGGAAUAUCUAGUACUACAGUGUUAUAGUGAAGCCACCGCUGGGUGGACAGGUGUGAGGCCUUCUGUUCAAGCAUGAGUAAUGACACUUCAUGUGGAACCAAGAGGGUCAAUUCUGUGUAACCUACCAGGUCUCUGGAUGCCACCACAGCUUUCUCAGCUUCUGCUACUGCAUGUACGCAUGGGAGAAACUCUGCAACGACUGGAUCCAACUUACCUGAGAAUGAGCUGUCGAACCUGUCUCAUAUACCAUCUCUUUGUGCGGUGCUUCUAGAAUGCAAUAGCUUAGAAUGAAAGUUCUGCAAUACAAACAUAUAUCUAGGAUAGAGAGAACUUGUUUCUUCAUCAGAGGCUUGGGAAUCUUCUGGAUUAUGAUACUCUUUCAGCUAAGAGUUUCUUUCCCUUUGCAGAAAUGUCAUUAACCAAGAUUUUCACUUCUUGUUGUACAUACUGUAAUUUGGAGAGACUGGCUUUGUGUCCCUCCUUAGGAAGAUGCUGCAACAAUUUAAUGGUGUCAGUUUCACAUUGUGCCCUGGAGAAAGCGUUAGAGAUGCUAAGCUGUCCUUUAGCAUUUGGUUGUAUAUCAUUCUGGACUCACAAUACUCUUAACACAAGUGAGUGAAGGUGUAAGGACUUCUGUCAAAUAUGAAUGCAAACCAUAACUGACUGUCAUUGUCAAGAGAUAUACUGAAAAACGCAUUAGCUAAAUCUACGACUGAUAACCAUUCACUAUUUGCUGGAACCUGGCUUAAUAUAGUGUAAGAAUUUGGCACGUCUGGAGCUCUCUGUUUUACUGCUUCAAUAACCGCUUUCAAAUCUUCUACAAAUCUCCAUUCAUCAGGUUGUGGGUUUUUUCUUGCUUUUCUCACUCAAAAUAUUGGAGUGCGCACUGGCGAAUCUGGGCAGGGAACAAUGACCCCUGCUUUUAGUAGUGAAUUAAACACUAGUCUAAUUCCUUCAAUAGUUUCUGAUUUAAGAGGGUAUUGCGAUUGUCUGCGCCUAAAGUCAGAUUUGGGCAUGAUCACGACUGGUGGUGCACUUCUAAUCAGGCCUAUGUCAUGUUUCCCUUGGGCCCACAGCCCGAGAAGCACCUUCUUCAGUUGUGGGUGUGUCUCUAGUACGGAUGUCACGAGAACCGAUACUUCGGUACCAAGUCGGUACCAACAUUCUUAAAACAUGACGGUACUUGUUUUUCUGCAGUAGCAUGGGUACCAGUUGUUAUGAAGGUACCGAGGUUGCAAUUCUUCCAGGCCUGAUGAGGACAGAGGGCAGGCUUUGAGAGGAAAGGUGGUAAAGAGUCAAAUAUGGAAAUACUUCGCAUUCGAGGUGGAUGACAACGAACAUAAAGUUGAUGCUAUGAAGCCGGUGUGCAACCGAUGCUAUCGUUAAUUUCAAACAAAGCCUGAAACACAGGUCCUAUAUUAUGCUUGUUUGAGGUCGCUGGCAUGGUCUGUCACCAGGACGAAGUGCCGAGCGGCCAGGUAGUAUUGUAGCUCUUGAUGGCCCACUUUAUCGCCAGGGCCUCUCUUUCCACGGCUUUCAUUUAUUUCCUUUCAGCGGGGGACAACUUCCGACUGAUAUAGAGGAGCGGGUGUUCCUCUCCGUCGAAGGUCUGUGAGAGAACUGUGCCCAGCCCGGUUUCGGAUGCAUCUGUGUACACGGUGAAUGGAAGGGUGAAGUCUGGGUUUCGUAGCACUGAGGCGCUGGUGAGGGCUUCUUUCAGGGCUUGGAAGGCUCUUUCCACUUCGGCUGACCACUUCAUCCGGUCCGGCUUGCCCUUUUUCGUGAGAUCUGAGGGGGGAGGCUACAGAGGAGAAUUUAGGUACAAAUCGGCAGUAGUACCCUGCCAACCCCAAAAAGGCAUGUACCUGUUUUUUUGAUGUAUGCCGGAAAUAGUCUUUUACUGCCUCAAUUUUCUGACUACGAUGGGGCUGGACCAGGGGCUGCUGGAUUCCUCGAUGAUAUUGUCCCGCAGCAUUCGGCCCAUCCCCUCCUUGAUAGCAUGGCGGCGGGCCUCUGGGACACGAUAGGGCCGCUAUCGCACCACCACUCCUGGCCGGGUCUUGAUCUUGUGGUGGACCAGCUGCAUCAUCCCUGGGGAGGUAGAGAACACAUCCGUGAAUUGACCCACCAACUCUGACAACUCCUGUCUUUGCCCGGGAGUGAGGUCGUCACCCAGCUGGACCAAGGACGCUGUGACUAAGGCUGAGGAGAAGAUUCAGAAGCUUGUGGUGUCCAAUACUCAGCUGGAGGAGAGAGUGAGGGAGCUGGAGGAACUGCUCUGUGAGGCAUGCAGAGAUGACAUGAAAAGCAAGGUCUCCCUGGCUGAAGCUGAGGAGAAACAUCAGACGGCUGUGGAGACCAUUGCUCAGCUGAAGUUGGAGAAGUCUAGCCUGAAAGACCAGGUGGAGACACGGCAAGGAACAGUGCAGUACAUGGGGAACCUGCUCCAUCCUGUUGAGGUGGAAAAGUCUGGCCUGAAAGAUCAGGUGGAGACACUACGAGGAACAGUGCAGGACAUGGGGAACCUGCUCCAUGCUGUUGAGGUGGAGAAGUCUGGCCUGAAAGACCAGGUGGAGACACUACGAGGAACAGUACAGGACAUGGGAAACCUGCUCCAUGCUGUUGAGGUGGAGAAGUCUGGCCUGAAAGACCAGGUGGAGACACUGCGAGGAACAGUGCAGGACAUGGAGAACAUGUUAUCUGAGACUCACACAGAGUGUGACAAGCUAAUGAAUGAGUGUGAGUGUGAGCGGGAGGAUCACAACAUCCUCAAGUACGAGUACGAGGAGAUGAAGGAGACUCUCAAUAACAAGGAGGAGUUACUGAAGGUCUCCCUGUCUGAAGCUGAGGAGAAACACCAGAUGGCUUUGGAGACCAUUGCUGAGCUCAAGGUGAAGAAGUCUGGCCUGAAAGACCAGGUGAAGACACUGCAAGGAAGAAUGGAGCUCACGGGGAACGUGCACAAUGAGACUUACCAGUGCGCUAUUCGUUUAAUGACUGAGAUUCAGGUGAAGGACGAUGAGAUGAAGCGUCUGAUAGACGCAGACAAGAUAGUGAAGGUCACCCUGCCUGAAGCUGAGGAGGAACAUCAGAAGGAUGUGGAGACCAUUGCUCAGCUGAAGGUGGAGAAGUCUGACCUGAAAGACCAGGUGGAGUCACUACAAGAAAGAGUGAGGUACACAGAGAACCUGCUCCGUUUUGUUGAGCUGGAGAAGUCUGACUUGACCAGUGAAAUGAAGAGACUGCAAAGAAGAGUGCAGACCGUGGUGAAACAUGUCUGUGAGACUGACUGGGAGAUAGGCACACGCGUAUAUCAGCUUCAGUUGAAGAACGAUGAGAUGAAUAAGCGUCUAAUAGACGCAGAGGAGUUACUGAAGGUAAACUUUCCUUCUCAUGAAACCAUGCUAUUGUACUGUUUGUGUGUGUGUGUGUGUGUGCUUGUUUCCUCACAUUUUGGGGACAUUUUGUCCUUUUUCCCUAAUACAUUUUAGACUAUUCUCAUGAGUAAUGAGUCGGUUUCUAAAAGUGUCUGAAAGUGUGUGUAGAAGUAAAUAAAGCCAAUAAGCCUUAAUUGUACUUUUUUAUUUCCUUGCAUUAAGCAGCUCCUUUAGUAAUAAUAUGAGGACUUUUCAUGUUUAUACUGCAGGAUGAGGUUCAUUAAACCAAAAUAAAAGUUGUAUUUUUAAGUUGCUAGUUUUUUUUUACUGAAUAGAAGUGACCCAUUGCAGAUGUAAAUAUUAAGCACUCAGCUUUGAACAUAUUUUCAGUCAUGUGUAUGUUUUCAUACAUUAAAUCAGUCUCUCUCUUUUUUUUUUUUUUUUUUUACAGAAACAUGGCAUACCUUCUGGAUACUCAUCAGAAUCAACAUGACGGGGUAUGAGGGUUGAAAAUAAGAAGAAAGCAACACAUGAUUUAAUGUGAAGUAACAAGUCAAGCUGGUCUUAAUUUUAAAAAGGGGAUACCUGAGGGGGAUUUCCUCCCCCAGUCCAAAGACAUGCGUUGUAGGCAGAUUGUCAUUUCCAAAUUGUCCAUAGUGUGUGAAUGUGGAUCGGCACCCCGUCCAGAGUGUUCCCUGCCUUGUGCCUGAGUGCCCUGGGAUAAGCUCCAGGCUCCCCACGACCCUGUGUAGAAAAAGCGGUACAGAAAAUCCGCCUCGCCGCGCGUUGACCCUGACUUCGCCGCCCUCAGGCUCGAGUUGCUGGCUUCACCAAGGAAGGACACUGCUGAUAUCUAUCAAGCUUGACCUGCAAGCCGUGAAAAUACAGCUGGUUACAGAUAAAGUUGCUACCGAUGCUACCAUAUCAACACUGAAAGGUACUGUUGGAGAAAUGGAGCACGCGCUCUCCAGUUGCACCGAUGACAUAGCUCAGAUGAAGACUACUAUUGAGUCUCUCACUGCGACCGUAACCAAGUUAGAGAAUAAAUUUGAGGACUUGGAGUCUAGGUCACGGCGCAAUAACAUUAGGAUAGUCGGAGUUCCAGAGGGCCCUGACACCUGUACAACUGCUGCUGUAGCGGCCUUGCUGAAGGAGGCGUUUGGUCCGGGGAAGGAGCCGGUUUUGGACCGGUCCCACCGGACUCUUCAGCCGAAGCCCAAGCCUGGUGAACGACCACAAGCUAUUGUGUGCACAUUCCACUAUCAAAGUGACUGUGUUGACAUUUUACACCAUGUGAAAGAGCUCCAACAGAUUAAAGUGAGAGAUUUGACCAUUUCAGUCUUCCUGGAACACACAGCCAAGAUAGCCCGGGCUUGGGCCGCGUUUAACGAGGUUAGGCGUCAACUUCGUGGCAUUGAGGGCGCUCGCUAUGGAAUACUUCACCCGGCUUGGCUUCGCAUUACUUAUAACGGUGUUCAGAAAGACUUCGUUUCAGCGGAGGAAACAGGGUCUAUGUAAAAUUCUUGACGUCUGAGUGAGCUGCACCACCUACAACAGCCUCAUCUUUUUUACACUCCUUAAAUCUACCUCUGUAAUAAUGUGGUUCUCUGUUUUGGUGCUCUGACUAGGUUAGAGUUUCGGUUUAAAUUAUGCUAGUAUUUUUUCCUCAGCCUUAUGUGCUACACUGUUACAUUAUCAGUAUUUCAUCUAAUUUGUAACAAGUCUUUGAAAGAUUAUAUUUGUUAUUGUGCGCAGUCUGUUUUUCAGUCUUGAAGUCAGUAGGGGCCUUUUCUCUUACUGAGACUUUUUUUUUUUGGUAAUAUUUUUUGGUUAGUUGUUUUCACAUUGUGGACAACUUUUGGUUACUGUGGGAAAGACUGCUGUCUCCUUUGUUCUUUUGUUAUAUGGAGUGGGUGUGUGUGUUUAGGGGAUUGUUGGGGGCAGGGGGUCCCACUUCGGCUCUAAUUGGCUAUUUGUAUCCCUGUGGUUUACUUUAUUUAAAUGGUUAAUAGUAAUAUUGAUCCCAGCACAGCUGGGACAGGCACUAAGAUUUAUUAGGUGGAACAUCAGCGAUAUGGGUAAUCCUGUCACGAGAUCUAAGGUUUUUACACAUUUGAAACGUUUAAACUCUGAUAUAGUAUUUUUUACAGGAGACUCACCUACGUAUUAAAGAUCAUCAUAGGUUACACUCCCCUUGGGUGAGCCAAGUCUUCCACUCGGACUUUAAUUCGAAGGCAAGAGGGGUCGCUAUUUUAAUAGGCAAAAGGUCACAGUUUUCAUCCACUAACAUUAUUGCUGAUGUGAAUGGGAGAUAUAUUAUAGUUGCUGGUACCCUAAUGCACAGACAGGUUUUGUUGGUAAAUGUAUAUGCUCCAAACUUUGAUGAUGUGGAAUUUGCUAAUAGAUUGUUGAUCAACCUCCCCUUUUUAAAUACUCACCUAUUGAUUUUUGGGGGGGAUUUAAACUGUGUUUUUGACCCAAACUUGUAUCAGUCUAAUCCCCGUACUCUGAUUCAAUCUGCUAUGUCUAAAACAUUUUCCGAUUUUAUGUGUCAGAAUGGUCUCGUUGAUCCACGGUGAUCCCAUAACCCCUCUCUUAAAAAGUUUUCUUUCUUCUCCCAGGUGCAUCAUUCCUCUUCGAAGAUUGAUUAUUUUUUAUAGACAGUACUCUUAAUUCUUGUGUAGUUUCUUCUGACUAUUUGGGUAAUGUAAUUUCUGACCAUGCGCCUCUACAAUUAGAUAUUCAACUUUCUAUUUAUAACUGUAGUCCACCACCUUGGAGAUUUAACUCUCUUCUUUUAGCAGACAGUGAAUUCCGUGAGUUCAUUUCAACUUCUAUUGAUGACUUUCUUUUCUUCAAUCAGAAUGACUCCACCUCUUAUUCAUUGUUAUGGGAGACACUUAAAUCCUAUAUCAGAUGCAGAUUAUUUCUUACUCCGCUCUCUCUAAUAAAAGGCUCACUGCUAGGCUUAAUGAACUCACAUCUGUGAUCAGUAACCUUGAUCAAAGAUAUGCAUUGAACCCUUCUCCAGAACUUCUUAAACAGCGUCUCGACUUACAAGCAGAAUUUAAUCUUAUUUCGACUAAAGAGGCAGAACGCUUGUUACGUACUCGUGGUUCAUACUAUGAACAUGGCGACAAGCCAAGUCAUUUACUGGCACAUCAUCUACGGCGACAAACCAUUUCCCAUCUCAUACCUAAUAUUAAAAACACUUAUAAUAUUGUCACUACAGAGCCCAUGGAAAUUUGGAAAUUAAUGCUACUUUUAAAUCAUUUUACUCUUCACUUUAUAAAUCUGAAUUUACUGCAGACAAUACUAAAGUGAAUGCAUUUCUUCAAAACCUUUGUAACCUUGUUAUUGAUCUAAUACUGCCAAGCAACUGGACUCCCCACUCUCUCUUGAGGAAAUUUUAAAUUCAGUUAAAACUAUGCAGUCUAACAAAGCCCCUGGCCUGGACGGGUUUCCAAUUGAAUUUUUUAAAACGUUUAUUGGAAAAUGAACACCACUGCUUUUGUGUGUGUUCAAUGAAUCCUUGGCAUGUGGGUCUUUGCCUCCAACUCUGACACAAGCCACUAAAGCUCUCCUUCUUAAGGAGGGUAAGGAUCCAACCUCCUGUGGUUCUUCUAGACCGCUGUCUCUGCUUAAUGCAGAUGUAAAGGUGUUGGCAAAAGUAAUUGCAUCUCGUUUAGAGAACGUGCUCCCUUAUAUUAUAUCUGAAGAGCAAAACGGUUUUUAUAAAAGGAUGUCAGCUGUUUUUCAAUACCCGUACACUCUUUAAUAUAAUUUAUUCAAAGCAUUCGGCUGAGCUUCCUGAGAUUGUAAUUUCUUUAGAUGCUGAAAAAGCAUUUGACAGGGUUGAGUGGGAGUAUUUGUUUGCAGUUUUGAGGAAAUUCGGAUUCGGGGAUAAAUUUAUUUCUUGGAUUCGCCUCCUUUACUCAUCCCCUAAAGCUAGGAUUCAUGCGGAUGAUAUUUAUUCUGAUUAUUCUGCUAUCGGACGAGGGUGUCAGCAAGGCUGUCCUUUAUCCCCUCUGCGUUUUGCGGUUGCUAUCGAGCCUCUGUCUAUCGUAUUAAGAUCUUCCCACCUGUUUAAAGGAAUAGUCCGAUACGGUGUAGGAUACAAAUUGUCGCUAUAUGCUGAUGAUUUGUUAUUGUAUGUAACCGAUCCUAUUGCCUCUAUGCCUGCUGUCUUAGGUGUUCCGGAAACCUUCAGUUUUGUCUCGGGUUAUAAGUUAAAUUUGGAGAAAAGCGACUGUUUCCUGUCAAUACUGCAGCAUUUUCUUUCCAACAGUCAGAUCCACCUUUUCGAUUUAGUCAGUCAGGGUUUAAAUACUUAGGUAUCAACGUGACACGUUCUUUAUCUAAUUUUGUAUCAGCUAAUUUCACUCCCCUUAUUUCAAAGGUUAAAUCCAAUGUUCAAAGUUGGGGUAACCUACCCAUUUCUCUAAUUGGCAGGAUCAGUGUUGUCAAAAUGAAUAUAUUACCGAAGUUUCUUUUAUUUAUUUCAGCAAGUUCCUCUUUUUCUGCCAAAACAGUUUUUCGAUUCAUUGGAUAAAAUAAUUUGUUCUUUUAUUUGGGGUGGGAAGCCACCAAGGGUCCGUAAAACUUUAUUGCAGAGAUGCAGAUUUAGUGGAGAACUUGCAUUACCCAAUUUUCAAUUCUGUUACUGGGCUGCGUACAUCCAUAAACUUUGCUACUGGGUUAAAUCUCCUGGAUCUUCUUGGUGUAAAUUGGAACUAUCAUCUUGCAGGGAAUCCUCUAUACCUGCUUUACUUUAUUCCUCUCUACCUACAAAACUCUCUCUAUAUAUUGAUAAUCAAGUUGUCCUUAACACACUUAAGAUUUGGUAUCAAUUUAGAUGGCGCUUUAAAUUUGUAGGUGCAUCCUCUUUGGGUUCUUUAAGCAACAACCACUUAUUUCCUCCAUCGCGUUUGGACUCCACAUUUUCAGUGUGGUAUGAAAAGGGCAUUAAACAAUUAAAAAAUCUGUAUGCUGAUGGUGUCUUUGAUAGCUUUGCCAAUCUGUCAUCUACUUAUGACCUCCCUGUGACGCAUCCGUUUCGUUAUUUUCAAAUUCGAAAUUUUGUUUCUAGAUUUUUCUUAAUUUCCCCGCUGCACCUCCUGAACAGGCUUGGGAAAGCUUGUUUUCAAACAAUCCACAUCAGAGAGGAAUGAUUUCUAAAAUUUAUGAUUUUAUUCUGGUGUUAAGUAGUCAGUCUAGAACCAAAAUGAAGAAUGCAUGGGAAAUGGAGUUAGGAGUACAAAUAAGUGAAGAAUGUUAUGAAGAGUGUUCAAAUAAGUGAACGUGCUAUAGGUAGGAUUCAGUCUACCAAUUCUUGUGCUCGUAUUGGACUUAUCCAGUUCAAAGUUUUACACAGAGUCCAUUUGUCUAAGUUGAGACUUUCUGUAAUAUAUCCAGAAGUAGAGGACAAGUGUGAUAAAUGCCAUGACGCUCCCUGUCAUCUCGGCCAUAUGUUUUUCUUUUGCCCUGGUCUCUAUGGUUUUUGGACUGGUUUCUUUACUAUCAUGUCCACUAUUUUCAGAGUAGAUUUCAAACCUUGCCCAUUGAUUGCUAUAUUUGGGAUUCCUGAUGCCUCAGUUCCAUUAAGCUCUGUACAAAAAGAUACAAUCGCUUUCACAUCCUUAAUAGCAAGAUGUUCCCUAUUAUUGCAUUGGAAGUCUGCUCAAUAUCCAUCCAUCUCCCAGUGGCUAAAGGAAGUGAUGUUUUUUUUUACAACUUGAGAAAAUAAAUUAUACG